Molecule: messenger RNA, 714 nt
Organism: Blepharisma stoltei
Lineage: Eukaryota; Ciliophora; Heterotrichea; Heterotrichida; Blepharismidae
Source: the annotation of a GenBank genome assembly
AUGUCAAACGAAUUUUACCAGAGGUAUCAUCGAUUAUUUUUUGAAGACGACUCAGAACCUAUUUCAAUGCAAUAUUUCUUGUCAAAAAAUCCGAAAAAUAGGAUAAAUCUGAAGCCGAGCACAGAUAUUUUGAGUUUAGCUCAAGAGUUCGAGAUAAUUCCAAAAGAUGUGACACAAAUAGAGCCGGCGCAGCCAAAGUUUAAGCAGAUUUCAGCGAUAGAGGCACAGCCAGUUUCAAAAGCUGCUGUGAAAUUGCCUUUUUCUGAGAGUCCUGCUUUUCAAGCAAAACCUACUUUUCAGCCUGCAGCGAUGUCUCCGCCGAAACGUAUAAUAGAAUAUCAGCCUCAGCCAGAUAACACUGGAGAAGUUUUCAAAUCAAUGUAUACGAAACAGCCACUUAAUAUCCAAUCUCCCACUUUUCAGCCUCAGCCUCCUCAGCAGCAAGCUUAUGAAUCUACAAGAAACAAUAUCUUCCCUGAUCAGCCGCUACGACCUCAGUCUAAGCCAAUUUCCCCUUAUCAAACUGCCUUAAAUCGGAGGAAAGAUGCUAAUUCUCAUCCCAAAAAAAAUUAUAAAAAGCCGUAUGUUAAAAAAAAAUAUAAAAAUAGAAACUUUUAUAGCCUAAAGGAUAAGAAGAAUAAUGAAUACAGAAAAGAACGCCUAAGAGAGCUUCUCUCAAUGGACAAAGUGCCUCUAGGUAAACUUAACAAGUAA